GUUGCUCAUGUUGGUGAGCCUGAAUUUUCUAAUCUGGCCAUGCGCACAAGAAUCACCACUUCCUUUCUCGUAAACGAUUGACAAGAUGUCAUCGAAGAUCGUAAAGUCAGGGGGCGGCGAUCCCGAUGCGUUUGAAACGCAAGUAGCUCAAGCUCUUCUGGAGCUUGAAAUGAACUCGGACUUGAAGGCUCAAUUGAGGGAGCUGCAUAUAACAAAAGCUAAGGAGAUUGAGCUAAACAAUAAAAAGUCGGUGAUAAUCUACGUGCCCAUGCCCAAACUCAAACAGUUCCAGAAAAUCCAAACUCGCUUGGUACGAGAACUGGAGAAGAAAUUCAGUGGCAAGCAUGUAGUUUUUGUGGGUGAGCGUAAAAUUUUGCCUAAGCCCACUCGUAAGACGCGUACUAAAAACAAGCAGAAGCGUCCAAGGUCGCGCACUCUGACGGCCGUUUAUGAUGCGAUCCUCGAAGAUCUUGUAUACCCUGCAGAAAUUGUGGGGAAGAGGAUUCGGGUUAGGUUGGACGGAUCACAGCUCAUUAAGGUCCACCUUGACAAAAAUCAGCAAACUACAAUUGAACACAAGGUGGAUACAUUCGCUUCCGUUUACAAAAAACUGACAGGGAGGGAAGUCACUUUCGAGUUUCCAGAGCCCUAUUUGUAAUAUGUGGACAGUUAUUUAAUAAAUAAUUGAAAAAAUGUAUUUUUUAUUAAAUCGAAAUUGUUAAA
Molecule: messenger RNA, 723 nt
Organism: Zophobas morio
Lineage: Eukaryota; Metazoa; Arthropoda; Insecta; Coleoptera; Tenebrionidae
Gene: RpS7
Product: small ribosomal subunit protein eS7
Exons: 4
Coding region: 86-658 (190 amino acids)
Biological process (GO): ribosomal small subunit biogenesis; translation; rRNA processing
Cellular component (GO): cytosolic small ribosomal subunit; 90S preribosome; small-subunit processome
Molecular function (GO): structural constituent of ribosome
Source: RefSeq, a predicted model, not a curated record